Solea solea (common sole) is the source of this 4396-nucleotide messenger RNA. It is a transcript of the gene zdhhc21, whose product is annotated as zinc finger DHHC-type palmitoyltransferase 21. Gene Ontology annotation, cellular component: Golgi apparatus; endoplasmic reticulum. The record is from RefSeq and is a predicted model, not a curated record. Gene Ontology annotation, biological process: peptidyl-L-cysteine S-palmitoylation; protein targeting to membrane. Gene Ontology annotation, molecular function: protein-cysteine S-palmitoyltransferase activity. The transcript has 8 exons. Bases 182 to 979 code for a protein of 265 amino acids. Lineage: Eukaryota; Metazoa; Chordata; Actinopteri; Pleuronectiformes; Soleidae.
CCGGAAGUGUGUUUGUUUCAUAGCAGGUAACUGGUCCUGUCCAGCCCACAGUGGCUCGGAUGAGGAAGUAGCUACACUGAUACGUGCGCUGAAUAGGGGAUUUAAAAACAGGUCGGGGAGAACAGGAGACCGCCAGUGUUACUGUGCUGUGCUACACGGAAGGUGCCAGAGUCCCGCAGCCAUGAAGCUUCGACUUCACUUUGUGGUGGACCCCAUGGGUUGGCUGUGCAUCAGUAUGGUGUUUGGGAUUUGGCUCUACAACUCAUUCUUCAUUCCUAAGCUGGUUCUCCUUCCUCACUACAACGAAGGACACAUUCCCUGGGCCAUGGUUGUUUGUUAUUACAUAGCAUCAGCACUCUGCUUAAUGGCCCUGUUCAGAGCUUCCACAGCAGAUCCUGGUCGUCUUCCCGUGGACCCCCACAUACCUCACUCAGAGCGGGAGCACUGGGAGCUGUGCAAUAAGUGCAACUUAAUGAGACCUAAAAGGUCCCACCACUGCAGUCGUUGUGGUCACUGUGUACGCAGGAUGGACCAUCACUGUCCUUGGAUCAAUAACUGUGUGGGUGAAGACAACCACUGGCUCUUCCUGCAGCUCUGUUUGUACACUCAGGUACUAAGUCUGUUCACACUGGUGUUGGACUUCUGCCAGUACUAUUACUUCCAGCCACUGACAGGACUAGACCAGGAGAAGUUUACAACACACCAUGAACUGGCUCUGCUGCGAGUCUCAGCGCUAAUGGGUGUUGUCAUGUUUGGUGGCAUGUCAAGCUUGUUUUACACCCAGAUGACAGGCAUUCUCUCUGACACGACCACCAUCGAGAAAAUGGCUAAUUUCUCAAAUGAAGUAUAUGGCUCAAAGAAAUCCUGGCAGUGGGCGUUAGCUGAAGUCUGUGGCACCCGCUGGAAACUGUUGUGGCUCCUCCCACUCCGAAGCAGGCAGGCGCUCAAGUCCGGCCACCACUUCCGUAGCCAUGUGUAGUUUGGCAGCAGUGCAUUACCUCCUGCCUACACAGACACUUCUACAGGCUGCCGUCAUCAUACACUUUUAUGCACACUUUUAAGAAUCCAUCUGCUCUCCUUCACUGUCCUUUUUUUGUGGAUACCGGAAGAUUUUAUUUUUCAUGUUUGUGUGUGUGUUUUUUUUGCCUUUCUCUACAAGACCCAGACUGGCAGUUAACAGGGUCAAGAAACACCUUUGGGAGUACUGGGAAAAUCUUGUUUUUUGUUUUGUUUUUUUAACUCGCUGCUGACUUUGGCUGCUACUUUUAGCAUCGGAAACAACUUUAAUCGCUAACUGCAUCAGGAGGAUGGAAGUCUUAUCUGGAAGCAGUUGGCCAAAGGGACCCUUUCUCAGGUUAUUGUAACAAAAAAGGAGCCUUUACUACUGACCUUUGAUCAACCACAGACAGAACUAGGGUUAGAGUGUCUGUCAGAAAGGCAAUUUUCUUUUGUAUGAAGUUUGUGCCUUGUUUUUUUUUUGUUAUUUUAGCGAUAUCUAGUUUGUUCUUUAUGUCUGUUGGUUUGUGAUCUUCCAGCUUUGAAAUGUCCUGUGAUUGGUGAAGGGAGCUGGCAUCCCCUAAUUGGGAAUAAUUUGAGUGUUUUACUUGCAUUUCUUUUCUUUGAACAAUUGUAUUUAUGAAAUUCUAUGGAGCAUGGCCACAGAACAAAGUGAUUUGAUGACACAAGACCAGCCAAGAAGAAAUAUGUGGAAUAAGGUGGAAAGUCCUUCACCAUGUCAUGGUAGAAAAUAUCCAAAUUUAAGUUGAUACACUUUUCUAUAAUUAACAUUAUUUUGGUAGACAAAUUAUGUUGCUGUAUGUUUCACAGUUAUGCUCCAUUCUGUCAAAAAUCCCUGCUGUUUAAUUAUUAAUUUUAAAAUGUCAUUUUGGGAAAUAUAGUUGUUACAUUUUCUUGUUCAGAGUUAGACAAGACGAUUGUCUUCACUCCAUGUCUGUAUCUCAAAUGUGAAGCUACAGCCAGCAGCUGAUUAGCUUAGCUUUCAUAUAAACACAAACAGACCUUGAAGUUUUUCCACCAGUUAAAAUAAGAUCCAGUGCAUUAGGAGUUCACUGGAUGUGGCUGGGGUUCAUUUUGCAGUGUCCAAUUUACAUGGUAGUGUCUACCUAAUCUUCCUGGUCUUUACAGCUAAUCUAAGAUAAACUAAUCACAUGCUGGUUAUAACUUCAUGACUUUAAAUCCAACGUAUCAACCGUAGCACUUACAAAACAUGGGAACAUGUCGUGUGUCAUGCCAUGCUGCUGACCAAACGAUUAUAUGUGAUUCACACUUCUCAUUUUUAGCGCUGCAGCUAAAUUAGCCAGCUUGUAUCAUUAAGCUAAUUAACACUUGACACGGCACUGAACAUUCACGAGUCAUGGUGUCUUUUUGCUGUAACUCUGUGGUACUCAUAUAUUUAUGUCUCUACGAGGAUGAAGUACACAAUAAUACUCGCAUAGUGUGGUUGUCAUUGCCUAUAAAUACUUGGCGAUAGCUUGACCUGUACGUAAACAAAGCAUUUCCACGCGUUGGAAACAUCAUUUCGGUGUAGUUACAAGUGCCUGUGUAGGUCGACUGUUUCACGCUCACGUGUCAGCACGUGACAGGUUCAUCAUCAAUAUUGUGUUGGUCUCCGUACAAGCCAAAGAUAAGGAGAAAUGUUGCAAUAGCUAGAUAACAUUCAACAGAUGUUUCACUGAUAUGACCUUGAACUGGGAAGAAAAGUCGUCACUUGAAGUUAUUUGUGUCAGAUGUGUAUGCUUUGUUUUUAUUCAUAGUUUUAAUCAAAUGCAGGGCUGCAACGAUUAUUCGAUUACUAAAUCAAUCAUAAACAAAUUUUUAACUUUUAUUUAUAAUUAAAACGAGUUCUCUGAUUGUUUUCUGGUUUCUUUGCUUCAUAUGACAGAAAGAAAUCAUUAAGACUGAAUCAUUUUGACAUUUGAGAAGGAUCUCAAAGUAGAGAAUUAUUUCAAUUAAAGUGCGAAUGUGGGACAUGUCAUUUAAAAUUUGUCUAAAAUUGUACAGUAAAAAUGUCUCAUUUCCAGUAUGCUAGUAGAGCAAUGUGUUGAACACAACUUUGUCAGCGCAGAAGUCAUUGACAAUCUUUCAUUUUCUGAUGCAUAAAAUAUUAUUUUAUGCACGAAACAGUUACUAAAGGAAAUUAUCGACAGAUUAAUCAAUUGUGAAAAGAAUCGUUGCAGCCCUGGUCAAAUGUUUCACAUUUGCAUGUGUGUGUUUCUAAGAUUCAGGUAUUUGGGUGUUUGUGAUCUUUUUUGUGUGAGCGAUUGUCAGUAAAAGAAGGAGGUACGACUGACAUCAUGUGCAGAAUGUCUAUAUAUAUACACACUGUAUAUAUACAUAUAUAUGUAGGUACAGUACUGUGCAGAAGUCUUAGGCCACCAUUAGAUUUGUUGUUUUAGCAAUGCUAUAACGACAAUAGAGGAUAAUUAUUUCUAUUUCACUUUACUGGACCACAUCCAGAAAAUAUAUAUGCAGUUUUUUGUUUAAAAAAAAAAAGAAAAAGGAAAUCCUCUACAGGUGUCAAGUAUUUAGUGUGGUCUACCCUUACACUUAAACAAUAACACAGCUCUGUUAAUACUGGAGUGGAACCUUAAUUAAUGUUACUGGUAAAUCCUUUGUUUGUCCUACUAUUUCAUUUAUAUGCUGUAAAAAACAUGCUUGAGCAUUACAUACACAUGUUGCAUGAGUUAAACUCAUUGACAGCUUUAAGUCGCAUCACUUCAUUCCAAAUUCCAAUGAUCACAGAUUUUGACAGACAGAAAAAAACAACAGAGCUGGUGGUGCCUGAAACCUUUGCACAGUGCUGUAUGUAUUUUUUAUUUAAAGCAAUAAGCAUUGUGAGUUUGCAUGUGUAAAACCAUCUUUAUUGUUAGAACAGUUCAAAUCUGAGUAUAUAAACUGGGAAGAAGGGUGUCACUUUCUACUCACUAAACGGUGAUAACCAGAGUUGAUUGACUGUCAUACAUUAGUAACCUCAGCCAAGACUGUAGCUACUGUGCAUAGAUGUAAAGCAUAUAUUGUUAUAUUGUUAGCAAGAUGCUAACAGAAAGGAUCAAAUUCAUUUGUUGAAACAGUUAAGCACGCUCACUCACUGGCGUCCCACAGAGCUCUCUGUUUGGAUCUCUCUCAUUUUGUUUUUCAAAUCUACAGUUCUUCAUGUGUUUUUGGAGCUAUAUAUAUAUUUUUAAAAUUCAAACCUCAAGCACUGGAGCAGUUAUGUUUUGUGACCUUAAUUAAUGCACCACAAACACUGUAUGUUAUUUAUUUCUUAAUGUAUAGAAACCCUGUUAAAAAAAGAAUAAUUACUUUACAGUUAACGAUACCGUAAGUGUGUUAAUUGUGAUGACAUCAAAUAUUCCAAUAAAUUUGAUUAUGACUA